CCCUUUCCUCCUCGCCGAGCAGGACCAGCAUGCGACGAACCGGACGUCGUCGCGUCUUUGCCCGGUCAGACAUUCAAAUCGUCUCACCCAAAUCGCUGGCGGAACAUCUCCGUCGUGUUCGAGGCGAAGAGGACGGACAAGGAGGAUCCGAUGUUAUACUGCUCGAAAGUCAACGACGAGACGCUAGUGCAACUAUCCAAGAGCGCGCGUAACAUCCUCGUCGCCCAAAGCCGGCUGUUCGUUUUCACAGUCGGCAUCUAUGGACGCCUCGCACGUAUCUUUCGAUUCGACCACGCCGGCGCUGUUUGCUCGCAGGCAUUCGAGUAUGAGUCUCACAACGGUGCGGUGCUUCACGAGUUCUUCUGGCGUCUCGUGCAUCCGAUUCGCAAGGAUUGUGACAUCGUCGGUGCGGAUCCGGCCGUUCAGCUCGCGACUUCGCACCCGCGCGACGUGAAGCCAAAACUGCGCUCCUGUGGCGUUGACGUCUGCGACGAAACUAAGAAGGCGUGUCGCUGGAUCACCCUCGAGGGCGCGGACAAGGGCAAGGACAAGAAAUAUCUCCUCUACGAGCUGAUCUUUAUCAACCCACGCCUCUUCUCCCGCGCGACGACGAUAUGGAAGGCUUUGGAGCUCGAUGACCAUGGCGAACCGACUGGUAAACACGUUGUCAUCAAGGACGCGUGGCGUCAGCUCGUGCGGGAGUCGGAACUCAAGUUCCAUAGACAGAUCCAUGAGGAGGCUUUCAUGGCUGUGUGGAACGCGGAGUGGCGUGGCUUGGCGACAGUCGUGGCGGGUGCCGACCUUGGAGAAGAAGAGGAACUACACGUAGAGGACGAAAACCAAACACGCUCCGGGAUACACCAAGUGAACGGUGCGCACCAAUGGUACGAGCGGAGCCAUAUGCGCCUCGUCUCGGACGUCAUCGGCACCCCAAUCUCGCAAUUCCAGCGUACAAAGGAGAUGACGCAGGGGCUUCGAGAUGCAAUACACGGUCAUCGGCUGGCCUUCGAAGCUGGCAUCAUGCACCGCGAC
Molecule: messenger RNA, 1032 nt
Organism: Fomitopsis serialis
Lineage: Eukaryota; Fungi; Basidiomycota; Agaricomycetes; Polyporales; Fomitopsidaceae
Exons: 4
Source: RefSeq, a predicted model, not a curated record